GUACCGAGGCAAAGGAAUGAAUGCAGUCAACCUCCGUCCAGGGAGCAGGAAAGGAAACUCCUACAUUACAACACGACACAUAACGGGACAAAGCGCUAUUGCUGCUGAUAACGAUGACUGUACGGAUUACAUAAAAACAGCGAUUUGGAAGUGAUUGUUUUCAUUAACAAAUUGUAUUAUUGGUAUUUUAUGUGAGGAUUUUUAAAAAGUUUUUUUGUAAAUAGUUUUCCCAAGAAAAAAUUAUAUAUAAGCAUAUACAGUCUUCAAAACAAAUUACCGAGCUGCAACGAGGGAACAGCGGCUUUAAAAUGAACAAAUGCAUUACAUUGUGAAACUGAAGUUAGGCUAACCAUGAGACGAAUAGGAAGUAGCCAUUUACAGUAUGCCUUCAUAAAAAGUAAAAGGAUGUAUUUUUAGGGAAACGCAUCCUGUAACAGAACUGGCUCCAAAAUCAUCAACCUCGUUUUUGAUAGUUUUGUUUUUGGAUACCUGCAUCAGUCGUUCAAGCUAUUUAAACAGAUGUCAACAUUCUUCUGUAUGUCAUUUUGGAUAAGAUGUUUACCGGCAUGAUGAGGUUGGACGGCCUGAGCUGUUCCUCCAGUUCCAGCAAUGACAGAACAGACAGCCUUCAGCGACAGUCGGCUCGCUGCAGCCUGGAAGAUGAGCCUGUGAUACUGCCUACUGGGGCCAGUUCCCGCAAAAAGAGACUUCACAGGAGACCGGGUUAUAUGAGAGGAGAGCAACCAAAAUGUUUAGAGUCUACAGUGGAAGAAAAUAGCAAAAGACCCUGCCAGCGACCUGGGAUGAGUAAUAAGAUUUAUACGGACAUUCAGAAAUAUGGUCUUGAGACUUGUCGAAUGCUCAACCUAAAGGAGUCCAUAGAUCUCGACCACCACACUGUACAAUAUAGCAAUCCAAAGGCAGCUGCCGAUUCAGUUGUGAAUGUACCAGAAUUUAUCCAGCAAUCCUUGACAAGCAGCAGCUGUAGAAACUGCGACACUUCAGAUGCUUCUUGGAAGGGACCUUGGCCACGUGAAUGUCAGACUAACCAACAGAAUAGCAAACUUCUUGAAUGGAAACGUAGGAGUGUGAAAGUGGAACCUGCAUUGCAGGAAAUGCCUGGUACACCUUCUAAGGAAAACGAUAAUGACUCUCGGGAUUCUGUGAAUGACACCUUCAACUCAAGCUUUAGUUUUAUACAGAUAUCUUUGAAUUCGAGCCAUGAGGUGGAAACUGUAGGAAAUGAUUCAAAACACUUGCCUGCAGUUGGCCUGGAAGAACCUACAAUAUUACAGGAUGAGACAGAUUGCGGUUUUUCCAAAAUGGAUAAAACAGAUAAUUUCUUCAGCAAAGUCCUGUGGACAGAUGCUGCGAGCAUGUCUUGGCAGUACAAUCUGAUUGACGAAAGUCAACCAAUCACAGAUGCAGACAUGAAACAAAGAAUGCAGGACUCGGACACAUUCUCCGUUGACACUGAAGCUGUGUUCUCCUUCUCUGUGGAUUCCUCAAAUGCAGCGUCCACCGGAUCCUCUGUGACCUCGGGCUACGAGAGCAGCACCAGUACUGAUCACACCUGGGACGCAGUGCUGAAGAAAUACGAUGACUUCCUGCAAGACUGUCUGCAAAGUAACCGAUCUAACAUAAAGAUGGAGUCUUUAUUGUUAAAGCUCCAGAAACUUCAGGAGAAGGCAAUACGAGAGGAUGACUAUGACCGAGCUGACAAAUUCCUAAAGAAAUUGGUAGAGCUCAAAAGAGAGAGAAGUACCCUAAAGGUUGGACUGCCAUCAAGACAUCCUGCAGUCUCUAGGUUUCUAGAAAAACUGAAAGACCAGGCACAAUUGGCCUUACAGCAAGCUUAUAGUGACUGUGGGUCUAAUAAUAAAGAUAUUGAACAUUCACAAAAGAUAGAAAAGGAGGUCACGUGCUCAGGUCAAGAAAAGACACAGGGAUCUAUAUUCAGAAGAGACCGACUCAUUCAAGAAAAGCAACAGUUACAGAAGGAAAUUCAGGACCUCAGAAGACAGUUAGCAGAGCUCGAAGUGAAAGAAUAUCAGUUAAGUAUGGAAAUUAAGGAGGAAGACAGACUAAUUCAGUCCCAGGACAGUGAAGUGCCUUCCUUGUUGAACACGCCUCUCGGUGAGCUGCAGGAUAUGUACAAAGCCCUGGAUGAAAUGGGGAGCUUUGUCCAUCGAAACUACCUCUUCACUGAGGUUCCCCAUCACAUAAAGAGCCUCAAAGAAAGGGAACUAUCACUGAGCACAACUAUUAAAGAGGCUACAGCAAAAGUUUUCAUGAGUCAGAAACUGUGCAGCAGUCUAAGAAAGAAAGUUAGUGAUAUCGAGACACAACUACCAACCCUACACGAAGCCAAAAUGGUAUCCAUAUCAGGAAAUGAUUUCUCCACUGCUAAGGACCUGAAGGAAGAGAUGAGGUCAUUGAGCUUGGAGAAAGACAGGCUGGAAGAGCUCAUUAAGAAACUACAGCCUUUGAGAACUGGUAAUGACCGAUCGUUUGAUAUGACCAAAGAGGACUACAUCAGGGUGAAACGAGAGUUGGAGCUCAAGAAGACUCAGUUUGAAAAUAAUUUGAAAGACAGUGCUGCCAAAUACAUUGAAUUGUUGGAAGAUAAGCUAAACAGCUGUGGGAAUCAGCUGCUGGAGAGAGUGUGGGAAGCUGACUUGGAGGCCUGUUAUCUGCUUGUCCAGGGGCUCCAUCUGAAAGAGGCUGGGUGCUGCAUGUCAGAGGGGUAGGAGAGCCGAGCAGAUGACACAGAGCCCACGGAUGACCCAUGCUCGGUUACUGAAACCAAAAAAGAAUGUGAUUUUCCAAAGCGGGGGGUGUGGGAAGCGGUUGAAUGCUUUGAACAAAAUCACAAUGAAUUAACUGAGUUUGUGGCGAAAACCAUAUCUUAGUAUCAACCAAGACCAGACCAGCUUGCAAACUGACCAGCUUGCAAAUUGAAGUAGAAUAUCUUUGGAUUAGUCUGAAGUCUCUCAUCUUUCUAUUAGCUUAGAUCCAUUAGCAUGCCUUGGGGAAGAAGGAAGGACUUUAUCCUAUUUUCGCAAGAAUCAUUUCAACUGGAAGGUACAUACUGUAGCCCCCAAGGGUCAGAGAGUGAGUCAUUAUAACCACUAUUAAUAGCUGCUGAACCCCACGCAUUGAAUCACUGUGCCAUCUUGACAGCACUGAAGUUCCAUUUGCAGACCCAUGACAAAUGAGGCAGGAAAAAAAGGAUAGCACCACAUCUACCUUAAAUAAGAUCAACUGUAUUGAAGGGAUCUCAUAUGCCAUUCCCUCAGCUAGACCUAUCAAGCUCUUCAAAUGUCUCUAAUUCCUUCAGGGAAGUUGGGGGUGGACAUCUUCAACAAACCUAUUGUCCAGGGCCCAUAGUAUAGAGUCAUCACUUUUGUGACAUUUCCUCAUGAAACAUCCGUUUUUUGUUUAGUCUCCAAUAUGCCAACCAAGAGCCUACUAUCAGUCUUCAAUCUGUCUGCCUUGCCCAUGGUGACUGCAUCUGACUUGCAACAGAGAGCUGUGUCUUUUAUGUAUUAAAUAUAAUAUAGAGUGCCGAGGAUCUUCCAACCAAUCAGAGCACCAGUUUGUUGUAUGCUACAUCACAUCACAAAAAAAACUAUUAACCGUUAUUGUGUUUCUACAGCUUUAUUCUCAGUAUCAAAAUUCGCUUUAGCUGCAAAGUCAGUUCAAAACAGUGACAACACAGCCGGCCAUUUAAAUCAGCAACUUAAUAGUAUUCUCUUCAUCAACCUUUUCCCUCUUUUCAAUGAAAAUGUCGGUGAACUAAGUAAAGGUUGCUUAUAAAAUAAAUAAAAAAAUGAUAGCUGGAUUUUUUAAUUCAGUAAAGCAUUAUAUAACAAAGUUAUAGGUUGGCAAGCAUCUGUGCUUGGUUAUUUUAGAGCUUCUGUUUUUCUGUUUUUAUUAAUUACAUUUUUUAGUACUUAUUUUGAUCUAUUUUCGAGUUUUAUGUAAAAAAACAAUUUCGGGCUUUCGCUUUUUAUAUACUGUAUGAUAUUAUUGUUUUUUGGUUAUUUUUCAAAAUGCUUGAGUUUUUUUCUGUCAAAAUAUGUAUAGUAACUCAACAGUACUUGCCCACUUAGGGUACUUUCACACCUAGUUUGUUAGACCCUUUGGUGUGGAUUGAAGUGUUGUUGAGUGAUAUGUGAAACCUCUGAGCAUCACAUAAUCGCACCAGGAUUCACAUCAAACCAAGGGAACCGAGAUCACUUGAAAUCGGUUUGCCUGGAAGUGGACUCGGUACGUUUGCCACUUUACUCUGUUUCAACUUUUUGCAAUGUGAAACCAAACGUAUUCCAGUUCACUUGGAAAUGAACCACUCCAUACAGCAAAGCAAAUCAUGGACGUGACUUCAGCAAGCACCAAGAAAAGUGUCUCCCCUUGUCGCACAGAUGCAAAGCAGGGCUUGUCAAAAACAUACACAUGUAAAAAUACGAUGGGGCUGAUAUAUCAACUGCCACAACCAGUGCUAUUCAAUGAAUUUACGCUAAUACCAGUGUUUGAGAUUUACUAGCAACAUGCGCGUUCUUGAAGCAUAAUAGCAAAACUGUCACAAAGCAAAGAAAAUAGGAAAAAUAUGAAAUGACAAGUAAUGAUUUAGCACAUGUAUUGCGUCUGGCUUUAUUGUUCCAUAUAUACUCGCAGGAAAACACUGUGCCAAUACAAAGCGGUAUUGUCUGUAAAGACAUUAGUCACUGUUGCGUUUGCGCUGUUUCGCCUGAGUUUAGUAAACCAGCUCCUAUGCUGCAUCUGUAUCUGACCACACUGACAUGCAUACAACAUUCACAACAAGCUAUUAUUAUUAUUAUUAUUAUUAUUAUUAUCAAUCCACGGGGCGGGAGCCAGGGCUGCGAGAGGACAUGCCGCACUCCAACCGAGAGAGCCUUCCCUAUGGAGUCGAGGCUAGCCCUAAUGGCCUCCGGGCCCCUGAAAAGACAGUCCUCUGACUUCUCGAAGAGUCGUUAUAGGCUCGGCCUCGCGACUGGGUCCCAGUUAGCGACCGGGUUCGACCCUCAGAGAACGGAAUGGCUCAUACGAAGCCUUGACGAAAGGAAGAAAAGAGAAUCUGAAAGAAGACAAAUAAUUGUUAGUUAUGGGACUCGAGCACUAAGAGUAAGAGGGCCACAUCCCUGGAGAGUAAAGAAGGAAGUAAGACAAAGCCUUCUUUCUUGAGGCAAGAUAUGGCGCAUGAGCUGUGAAAGAAUAUUGUGGCCAGUGGUCCCCUCUGACCACACGAAGAACCUGCAGAGUUACUGGAACUCCAGGUCGGGGAAGUGAGACUCACUAUCCCCCCAAAAGAUGGACCACCGGCUCCCCACUGAACUCGCACCUGUGAAGACAAACAUAAAAGCAAGAAGCGACAAACAAUGACAAGACAAACAAUUACAAACAAAACAACUAAAAAUAGAUGGUUAGUGGAACAAGCUAUGUGUUGGCCAUCCGCUCAGUGGAGAGGAAAAAACCCUCUAUUAGGGGAAAACCUCUGGUGGUCCUGGCGGAGAGGGCGUCCCCACUCCGGGCAUACUAGCUAUAGACUGGUGAGCUGCAGUGAUAUCAGAUGGCAGCGAUUGGAUGUAGGAGUUGACUGCUGAAGAGGACCAACGCCCCAUGUUCUUGAUCAGGUGAUGGCUGAUGCAGGCUGUAGCUGCUGAAGAGGCUGCGCCAAUCCUGAAGGAGUGUGUGGUGUAGAAUAGGAGCAAAAGACCUACUCUGGUGACAAGAGCAGAGAGGUGGGAAGAGAACCAGUGUCUGGUAAUUAUGCUUUUGGAGCUAUUAUAGGAAGUCUAGUAGAAGAUGCAGGGGGCGGGGGAGGGGGGUUCUCAGUGAUUCCUCAGAGAGUCAGACGUACCGCUGGGAUGACUGCAUUAUUGUAGAUGCUUGGAAGAUGGCGAGCUUGGAUGAUGAAAUUACUGUAUAGUAUACAUGCAGUACCGCACUUUGGUGUUUUAGACACACUGAUGUACCUGACAUUGUUAAUUUAAUAAAACAACUGCAACAUAGUAUAACAUCUCCCUCUGAGAUAUGAUAUUGUCACAUAUCCGAGGGACCCCUGGAACCAAUUACAUUGUAUAAUAUAUACAGUAUAUAAUAUAUAUUGUUUGUUUUCAAACACACUUUCCCUUGACAAAGGAAUGUUAAACAUAUCAAAAUGUUGGGAAGUUGGCUCUUUUUUAUUUUUUAUCAUUUUCUCCCAAUUUAGAAUAUCCAAUUAGCAGUGGAAUAGCCUGGACUUGAACCGGCAACAUCCAGGCUGUAGGGCGCAUCCUGCACUCUACGCGGAGCGCCUUUGCUGGAUGCGCUACUCGGGAGCCCGCAAGUUGGCUCGUUUGAGCAAAAACAUUUAUACAGUGUAACCCUGUUAAUGUCCCCUCGGUUAAUAUCCCAACCCGCUUAUUAUCACCUUUUUUAAAAAACUACUUGCCACUCACCAUAGGUUUCUAUGUUAAAUUAACUCUUUUAAUAUCAUUAGGAACCCUGCUUAUUAUCCCCUCAACACCCACCAGGCAACAUUCCAUGAAUUUUUUAAAUAAGGACAAUAUGUUUUUCAACCAAUGUUCUCUUUUCACAAUCAAAAAAUUUAAGGUAGGAUCUGUUGUACUGUUUUAUAUGGUAAAGUACACUAUGUUGCAGCGUUACCAAGCCAACCACACACAUUGGUUUUAAAUGUGUUUAACGUUAGUAUAGGCUAAUCAUUUUCACUAGCAACAGCUAGCUAAUAAAUUGAAAGAAACAGUAACUAACGUUAACGUUAAAUAUAGUAAAUGUAGCUGGCUUUGUUGUUCCUGAUUUUAUUAGAUUGUACACAUAGCGUUGUUUGAGUUGUUAGCUACAGUAAUUAUGUUAAGUUACAGCAAUAAACUUAAGCCUAUGGUGCGGUAAGUGUUUUAGUGGACUGGUUUCCCCCUGCACUGAUAUAAUGUCAGCUAGCUAAUUAAAGUAUGCAGCAAUUGUUCGCGUUUGUUUGAGCUAUCUAGACAAAUAAUUAAUUUCUGCUAUUGUUUAAUUAAAGUAAACAUUCUUUAGAAAACCUAUUUGAUGUUACAGUACUGUAAUAUUAGUACAAUAUUGCAAUACUGCGUGGUGGCGCCAUAGGACAACAUGAGACCCUGUUUAUAUCCCAACCCGCAUAAUAUCCCCAAAUAACUCUGCACGGUAAUGGGGAUAUUAAGCGGGUUACACUGUACUGGAAAUUGCUUAAGUGCUUUUUUUUUUUUUUAUAAAGAUUGUUUGUUAAACUACGAGAAACUGUGUAUUUUGGUCUUUGUCAUAUUCAUUAUUGGCUAAUGCUUCUAUUAAACAUAUUUUCUUGAAUGAUCUUAUGUUAAGUGUGGGGUGCCAAUACUUUUGUCUGCGAUUGUAUAUAUUAUUUCAAAAUUUAGGUAGAUUACAACACACAAGAAACACAUUUGUUAUCUAUAUCCUUUGCAAGAGCUAUGUAUGUUACUUGUCCUACAUUGUCUGAUCCCUUGGGUAUUUGCAUGCAAUCUAUCUGUUUUCUUUUCUCUUCUUAUACUAUGUAGACUGCCUAACUGGUGCACUUGCUUUCCUAUUUCCCAAAAAUAACUGUUGUUAUCUGUUGCAAUACUUGACCCUGCCUUUGUAACCACCUUCCCUUUCUGUGUGUCCGGCAUGUCUCCUCUUUCUGUCCUCCUGAAGAAUGGAACUUCACUAAAUUCUAAGCCAGUGGAGGUGAGGGGGGGAAAGCUGAAAGACAGUGGAAGGGUUUAUUUUCGGCAAAGAAGACAAUCAUCCUGAGGAUGCCUGCUGUGGCCCAGCCCAUGUAACAGAGCAGUGUGAAUCAAUCAGCGAGAAAUUGCUUUCCUUGGAGGACCAGCUGCAAACAGCUAUUCUACACCGCGAUGAAGACCUUACUCAUAUCCUUUCAGUUUUAAUAAAGAAUAGCGAGGGCCUUCACAUUAAACCAGGUACAAACAAAAGGACAGUUUGUCCACUUCUCCAAAGGGUGUGAACAUGUGUAUCUGCUGCUGUUCUAUCAUUCACAUGUAUUGAAGAUAAUUAUGUCUUGGCUGGUUAAUUUAGGUGCUAGUAACUGCAGGUUUAACUGUACCAGUAGGCUGACAGUCUGAAACAUAAAACUGCUUCAAGGCUACCUUCCACAACAUGAUACAAAUCGUCCAUAAGUGUUUACCCCUGGAUUUAAAUAACUCCUGUUUACAGGAAAGGAAAAGAACACCUGGUUUUGUUUCAAGUACGAAAUAUAACCAUUACCAUAUGGGUAUUUACCUCUUAAAGACCCGAAACCUGAAUAAGAUCUAGCAAAGCUGUUCGCAGAUCCUGUUAUGGCCCGCCCCCGAGGGCAUAAAAGUACUACACUCACAAAUCUCAGCGCCAUUUUUCUUUUCAAGAACUGGCCUGACAUGAGAGCCUGGACUUGUUACUUUUUCUGCUAUAUAUUUCGCAUUUAUUGUGUUUUUACACAAAUUAUAUGUGAUAUUAAAAUCAUCGCCGUAUUCAUUUUUACUAAUUACAUGUACUUUGUGCACUACAGCCUGUUGUUUGUUACAUCCCACUGUGGCCUUGUGCCCCAUGUGAAGCCAGCGGCUUGAGUCACUCGUUCCCAGGGAUCCAGCAAAAUAAGUCAGCUGACUGUGUGCUCUCCCCCCAGCCUGCAGAGCUCCAGCUGGAGGUAUUUUAUUUUAAAAUACAAGCCGUUUAUAUUACUAACUGUAAUUGUUGAAUUAGUUUUUUGUGGAGAAAUAUUUUGUGUUUAUGUGUUUUUUUCACUCAGCAGCGCUGCGCAGGACCAAGAUAUGUACUUCAGUUGCGAUUGCUUGCAAGCUCAUCUACAGUAUCUUGCUGCUGGUUUGGUAACUACUUUUUGCAUCAACCACCAGGGCGGCCUCAGGUUGCCCAGUCUCCAUCGUGCGGCCCGCAAGCUUUUCCUUUGGGUACACGAGAACCUCUCACUGCGGGCAGUAAAUCUGCCCUGGGUGACAAACUGGGCAGCAGACCUCCUCUCAAGGGGAGUUCCCAGAACCUCAGAGUGGAGGCUUCACCCCAAGGUGGUGAGUCUCAUUUGGGAGCGGUUUGGGAGAGCAGAGAUAGAUCUCUUUGCCUUCCAGGAAUCAACCCACUGUCCCCUCUGGUUCUCCAUAACAGGAGGCGGGGACCCGCUGGCAGUAAAUGCCUUGGAGAAAAUCAGGCAGGACCGGGCCAAGGUGAAGAGGGAGAACCCUGUUAAACUCUGCGGCACUUCUCUCACUGCGAAAAGGAGUUAGGGAAGAAGCGAUGCCCAAUGUUUCUGCUCUUGCGUUACAAACUGUCUCAGCAUCGACUUCAAGGUCUGAUUAAAGUGUUCCACCAAACCGUCCGUCUGUGGAUGAUAAACAGACAUCUUGAUGGGACGUAUUUUUAAUAUUUUAUACACCUGCUGUAGCAUGUUAGACAGAAAGUUGGUUCCAUGAUCAGUCAAGAUCUCCUUGGGGAUCCCUACUCUAGCCAUAAUCUGUACUAACUUGGUGGCUAUUGCAGCAACACUAGUGCACCUCAGUGCACCUCACUGCCCCUGGAUAUCGUGUUGCAUAAUCUACCACUACUAAUGUAUGCGUAUACCUAGAGUCAGAAGGUAGCAAAGGGCCCACUAUGUCCAUUGCAAUGCGUUCAAAAGGAGUGGAAAUAAUUGGCAGUGGAACCAAAGGGGCGGGGCGCACUCGACCCGACGCUACUUGCUGGCAGUCUGGGCAUGUGGCUACAUAUUUCGACACAUCAGUAUGAAGACCUACCCAAUAGAAUCGAGCCAAUAUCCGGUCCCUUGUCUUGUCAGCUCCGAGGUGCCCCGCAAAAGGGAUAUCAUGCACCAGCCUCAUGACCUCGGUCCGACAAGACAGGGGAACCAAUAAUUGUGUUACAGGCUGUCCUGUGUCUGCGGCUAGAUUUACCCUAUAUAGUUAUUGCCCCUUGAUACUGAAGUGUGGAUAUACUAGCGCCCUAGCGCCAUCAACAUCCUUACCUUCAAUAGACCGGACCUGCCCCCAAGCGUGCACUACAAGACCUAAACACAUAUUUUAAAGUUAUUAGAUGUAUGCCACAUACAAAGUCUAAAAGAUUAAUUUGGUAAAUGUUAUCUUGAAUGCAGUUCUUUAUGCUGUGCUUGGUUUUGAAAUAACCACACUAUGGGAAAGUAUUAUUUUAUUUUAGGGAGGAUGAGCUGAUGCACUAACAUAAUAUUUUCAUACAUUUUCCACAUCAGGGGCAUUCAUUCAUACUGUGUAGGUCUCAAAUGCUUAGUUUUGAAAUACAGUUUUGUUUUAGCAUACAUGUUUUUAAAUUGUAUCUGGUUAAGGGUUAAAUAAAUCUCUGUUUGAAGGCCUUGCUUUCGGAUAGUCUUGCACUUUGAUUGUCAGGGUCUUGUUCCCUGUCAGUAACCAACCAGCUGCUUCCCUUAACAUCUCACAUGCUUUGUAGGAAGCUUGACCCCUAAGAUACAGCUGAUGGGAAAUACUGUAAUAUAAGACAUGCAAGUGACACAGAUAUCCUGGAAAGGAAGGCAAGCAACCUCAGAACUUUUUUUUUUUGAUCUAUCAAUGAAUAACUUCUGAGAGAUCUAGCAAUCAGUGACCUCUUUUUUAAAACUGUAGUACCGAAUGUCACAUUUUAAAAUGAAAGUACACAUUUGAGACCUAUAUAAUGAAUGGAAGAGCAUGACAGUUUUUACAAAGGCACCUAAAUACCCACCAUCCUACCAAAAGAGCUGAUUGUUUAAAGGCCCUUGGAUGACUGUCAUUAAACACCCACUCGUAAAACCUCCAGCUGCUUUCCAGACAUUCUGUCAAACAUUCCCAUAACAACUAACAACACAUAAACAAGGCCGACUCCACAUUUAACAUGCUGUCAUAUUCAUUAUCCCUCCUUAAUGGGUUUACAAUUGCAGUGCUUUACAAUUACAGUUUUUUGAAGCUAAAACUUAAACCUUGAAAUCAAUCUGAACACAGCCAUAAAGAACAAUAACAAUAAUAACUAGGGCUCUAUUUUUUUCAUGGUAAAAAAUUGCUUAUUUCACAGCGUUUCAUGGUCUAAAUAUAGGUAUUUCAAGAUAUUUCAUGAUUAAACAUAAUAUUUAUUAAAACAGAAAAAAUAGCAUUGUCACAUUCAAAAUGUGUAAUUUUCUCUAGAGUUAUUAGACAACAAAUGUUCCUAAAUAUUUAAAUGCUUACCUGAAAAACAGUAAAUGCUGAUAUUUUGUUUUUUUAUGUCCACAUUCUAUUUUCACCAUCAGUGAAUUAACAAACAAAAUAAUAACAUAAAUAACAUAUAAAUAACAAUAAAUCUCCCCUUCUUGUACUGGACAGAACCAUCUUUAGCAGAAAUAUUUCGGUUCUUUGAUGCAACUUGUAUCUUGUUCGUUGAACACAUUUAAAAAAAAAAAAAAUGGAUUAUUGCCUAAAGUGUCUGUAUGUCAUUGAAGCUCUUUUGUUCAAGAACACUGUUUUGUAAAUGUAGUUAUUUUGAAGUAGUUCUAAUGAGGUAAGAUAUGUGUUACUUUUCUAGGUUAGGCCAACUGUAACGUCACCUUUAGUUUACAACUUGGUCUAGCUUUUGCUUAGUUACUCUAACAGUAUAGUUCCACAGAUAGUAAACACUGAACUCUAUUUUUCCAGUAACCACUAAACCAAGCUGUCGCCUACAUUUUUAUAAGGAUUUUUGUUAGAAAUGGAUUAAUUAGUCAGGACAUUACAUCUGAAACUGAUCAUAGCAAACAAUAUUAACUAAAAUAGAUAUACCAGUAUUAAUUAACAUGACA
Molecule: messenger RNA, 11794 nt
Organism: Acipenser ruthenus (sterlet)
Lineage: Eukaryota; Metazoa; Chordata; Actinopteri; Acipenseriformes; Acipenseridae
Product: disrupted in schizophrenia 1 protein
Exons: 14
Coding region: 555-2750 (731 amino acids)
Biological process (GO): neuron migration; cilium assembly
Cellular component (GO): mitochondrion; intermediate filament cytoskeleton; microtubule
Source: RefSeq, a predicted model, not a curated record